AUGGACACCGACAACAAUCCUGCUGAGGUAGUACACAAACCACCGCCGCUCAGCUCAGAUCAACUUAAUUACCUCAUUUGGAGGUAUCUACAAGAGGCCGGCUACGCAGAAGCCGCUGUGAAACUCCAACGUGAUUGGAAAAUCGACAAUGAACCUGAAAGACUUCCUUUCGCGAAACACAUCAAGGGCCAAGCUCUAAUUUCACUUGUACAGAAGGGACUUCGUUAUCAUCAUCUCUCGCUAACUGUCGAUGAAAAUGGCCAACAUUCCAAGAACUUGGUUCCUUCAAUGUUCUUCUUUGGUCCAGAGAGUGCCGGAGCCGACAAGGCGGCCUCGCAAAAAGAGUCGAUGCUGAAGGCUAGCGACUCUGUACGAGGCGUGUCGCCUGCCAGCACCAUAGCUAAUCCCUCAAAAUUGAAGCCCCGCGAGGCACUCUCGGCCGCCCCAGAGGAAGUUCCACCUCAAGCCGCGAAAAGAGGGCGCAAACCAACUCAGACCCUGACUGCUGAGAAAUCUGGCACCACAUUCCGUAAAGUGUCAGGAAACACAGAGACAGACGUUGUGAAUGGGAAUACUGUGCCACAAAAUGCAACGUCGCCUUUGUCUAUGCCUGAAAACACCGCUGAGCCUCCAGUGACCACUAAUGGACAUCACGACGACAGGAUGGAGAUUGACAACGACGUAGGUGGUCAAGGCACAGACGUGGUGAUGGAGGACCAUGCAGAAGAGCAACCACCACCAUUGAUCCCAACACUGACAAGUGGAGUGAGUGUGGAAGUACAGGUCGCUCCUGCGAAAGUUACGAAUCUCGGUCCGUCGAGCGCCAUCCUAUCCUUGGAUACAGCACAAACGAUUAGUCGAGCAUUAUGGCGGCCAGCAGAAAACCCAACACUGAUAGCGCAAGGAGAUGUGCUUUGUGGGGUCUGGAAUCUCGCCGGUCAAGACCUGCGACCAGACAGUGUCAAACCUCGAGCCAGAACUGUCCUGCCUUUAGACCAAAUUGGCUUUGUGACUGCUGCAUCGUGGGAUUUGAGUGGUUCUCUUCUAGCUGUUGCCACGUAUUCUGAAGAAGAGGGGCAGGUUCACCUUCUCGACGGUGAAGACCUCUCACUGAUAGAAAGCUUACCGGCUUCUCAGAGAGCAAUCACUAUGUUGAGGUGGCAUCCUGUCGGCACUCAGCUGCUCGCCGUAGCACCUGCCGAUGGCGACGCAGAACGAUUCGAUGGUACAGGCGCGUCAACCAUUUUGUCAUGGGAUCUACGCUCAGGCUCGACGGUCACGCCUACCUCAUCCCUUACCUUGCCAUCGACAAUCUACGAUUUGGAUUGUUCUCGAGCUGAGGAUCGCGACAUCUUUGCUGCUGGAGACACGAGUGUCUGGCAAUGUACAAGCUCAACGGAAAUGGCGGUCAAGCAGCGGUGGUCUCAGACAGGUGUGCAUGGAAGCGAGGUCUGGACUUUCCUCAAAGUUGGCCAUCUGCCGUCAGCUGGUCAAACCGUUGUCGCAGUUGCUGGUGACACUGCAGCACUAUGGCUGCCCCAGCACAACAUAUUCAAGGAGACUGCACACAGUGGAUCUGUUACAGGAUUUGAACUUCGAUCGAAACAACAUCCUACGAAUGGCACGUAUGGAGUGCUUGAACUUGCUACAUCAUCCCUGGAUGGCACCAUAAAAGUCUGGCAGGUAUCAGAUGGGGUUCUUGAUCUCACGUGUACGCAACAGCUGCGGUUCGAGCCUACAUCGCCAGUUAUGUCUCUUUCCUACUCACCCGAUGGCUUUUGUCUAGCAGCAGCAAGCUAUAGUUCGGCUCGUAUCUGGAAUGCACAGCACGGCUACAAUCUGAUGGCGGCCUGGGAAGGUACAGACCCCGAAUGGAAGGGAGGCAGCAUCAGGGAUGAUGAUAUUACAAGUGCUGCUGGCCGGUCCAGCAUUAAUGGCGAUGGUCCGCCCAACAGUGCUGAUCAUACCCUGGUGUGGCACGUUGAUAGCAAACGACUCGCAUUUGGCCUUGGAUCACAAGUUUCGGUUAUCAACUUUCAGCGGUAA
Messenger RNA from Lithohypha guttulata, 2046 nucleotides. RefSeq lists its product as uncharacterized. NCBI's taxonomy places the organism in Eukaryota, Fungi, Ascomycota, Eurotiomycetes, Chaetothyriales, Trichomeriaceae. The transcript has 3 exons. Gene Ontology annotation, biological process: regulation of transcription by RNA polymerase II. The record is from RefSeq and is a predicted model, not a curated record. Gene Ontology annotation, cellular component: Set3 complex. Gene Ontology annotation, molecular function: transcription corepressor activity; protein binding. Bases 1 to 2046 code for a protein of 681 amino acids.